This is a messenger RNA of Petromyzon marinus (sea lamprey), 1072 nucleotides long. Lineage: Eukaryota; Metazoa; Chordata; Hyperoartia; Petromyzontiformes; Petromyzontidae. The record is from RefSeq and is a predicted model, not a curated record.
CCAUUUCCGGGAGAAACGAUUUCCUGAAGCCAAAGUAUCAAAUAAAUAUUAAAAUAAAGAGAUCGAAAUCCUUGGAUCGAUAAGUAAAAUGUUGCAUUUGAGUCGACUUCGUCCUGUGUGCCCUUCGAAGGGGGAUAAAUAUAUCCCCGUUGAUUGGAAUCGGCAGUCGAUUCAAUCGGGUGAUCGAUUCUUCGCAGUACCUUCACCGAAGUGAAUUCAAAAUAGACACGGACACUUCUGGAGAGAGAGAGCAAGCGAAAGAGAGAUAAGAGACACACAGAGAGAGGGGGGGAAGAUCUCUCUCUCUCCCUGUCCACCACCACAUGGAGGGUGACCUGGAGCCGGACAUGGCCGUGCGGGACGGCUGCCACCUCCCGUCGAGGGGAAAGCGCCCAGACCCCCAGGCCUGCCGCGGCGACUCCUGGGACUCCGGCCCCCACGGAGAGGUUCCGUCGGGGCCCAGGGAUGCGAGCUCCCUCCUGCAGGGCUUGGAGCUCGUUGACACUCGGCGGGGACAGCGAGGAGGAGGAGGAGGAGCAGGAGGAGCAGGAGUAGGAGGAGGAAGAGGAAGAGGAGGAGGAAGAGGAGGAGGAGGCGCCGCCAGCGCCGAUGCCGGGGAUGUCUCAGAAUGCCAUCGGCAGCAGCAGCAGCAGCAGCAGGCCGCCGGUGACGUCGGCAGGAAGAAGAAAAAAUCCGGGGCCAGCCAGCAACGUUUCGUGAAGGACGAGGAGCUGCUGCAGGUCCACGAGACUCUGCGUACCAACGGCGUCGUCUCCGCCUACACCCACGUGAUGAGGCUCGCGGGCCUCGCGGAGUCGUUCGUCGGCGAGGCGAGCGAGAACCACGGGCGCAACGUCAACGAGAGGAACUACGCCAUGCUGAUGCGCUGGAGGGAGAGCCUGGGCCGGCGGGCCACCUACGGCAGGCUGGCCACGGCGCUUCUCAAGGCCGGCUUCGGCGCGACGGCGGUGAUGCUGAGGGAGCUGUGCGAUGGCUUCACUUGGCGGCGGGAGGAGGACGGGGAGGAGGAGGGGGAGGAGGGGGAGCAGUAGGAGGAAGAGGUGGAUGAGGU